CAAACUUUGUUGCUUGGAUUUGACUACUUAAAGCACAUAUUGUUAUCUGUGCAAUGACUUGCCAUGCCUGAGGAAUGGGUGCCCUUUUCAUGCUGUUUUUUCCACCUUUGACUGUGACCAGCAUCGUAUCGCGGCCAUGUCCCGACUUCUUCACCCAGACGAGUACGAGUUAGAUUUGCGGUCCUCCAUCGACUCUCAAGGCACUUUCAACCUUGACGAAGCCGAUUUCGAGUCACAAUCCAUACCUAGCCGCAGCAAGCUACUCCAUCGGGCACCCUUAAUAUCGCGUAUAUUCGGCUCGAAUGCCUCCGGAUACCGUCGCCUGGAUCCCUCCAAACCUUUCAUAAGAGCUUCGAGACGGUCGAACUGCCACCGCCGUUGCCUAAGUCGCCGCGCAUGCUUUUACCUCCAGAGCUUCUUUGGUGUCUUAUUCGCCCUCGUUCUCUUAACAACGGCCUUUUUCCCGUCAUACUCUCGGCCGCCGCCGCAUUAUGAUGCUCUCCGAGACGCUGUCAACAACUCGCCUGCUCCUGGUCGGGGCAAUCCUCGCAACCAAAAGAUUUUUAUUGCAGCUAGUCUAUACGACCGCGGUGGCGACAUAGCGGGCGGACAGUGGGGGAAGGAUGUCCUCAGGCUGAUUGAUCUGCUCGGCGAGAAGAAUGUGUUCUUGAGCAUCUACGAGAACGAUAGCGGGCCAGCAGGCGCAGGCGCAUUGCUGGACCUUGAAGCUCAGGUGCCUUGCAAUAAGUCGAUAGUCUUCGAGGACACUUUGGACUUGGAUAGCUUGCCAUCGGUGACCUUCCCUGGUGGUUCGAAACGAAUACGACGUAUAGAAUAUCUAGCCGAGGUCAGGAACAGGGCAUUACGGCCCUUGGGCGCGCACCCGGAGGUCGUAUUCGACAAGCUACUAUAUCUAAAUGACAUCGUUUUUGACCCCAUAGAUGCAGUCCAGCUAUUGUUUUCCACGCAUGUUGAUGAUAACGGAAUCGCCCAAUACCGCGCUGCCUGUGCUGUCGACUUCAUCAACCCGUUCAAAUUCUAUGAUACCUACGCCACGCGCGACCUCCAGGGGUAUGGAAUGGGUCUGCCCUUCUUUCCCUGGUUCUCUACUGCGGGCAAUGGGCUGAGUCGCAAGGAUGUUUUGUCCGGAACGGAUUCUGUUCGGGUCCGCAGUUGUUGGGGAGGGAUGGUUGCAUUCGAUGCUCAGUAUUUUCAAUUUCAGACAGCAGGGCCCGCACGGAACGAGACUCUACGGUUUCGCGCGUCCGAUGAUGCACACUGGGAAGGUUCUGAAUGCUGUCUCAUUCAUGCAGACCUUCAAGAUGUUCCGAUUGAUCCUGAGGAGAUUACGGAUACGGGGAUCUACAUGAACCCAUUUGUGCGAGUGGCAUACGACAGCAGUACACUCUCGUGGCUAAGGCUGACCCGUCGACCCGAAAGGUUGUACAGCUUUAUUCACAAAUUCUUAAACCCCCUGGUUGGCUUACCCCGUUUCAAUCCCCGGAGGACUGAAGUCCUUGGUCAGCGUGUCACAGAGACCGUUUGGAUCCCGGAUGGGAACAACGAUGGAGGCGGUUCAUUCCAGGAAGCAAAAAGGAUUGCGUCCAAUGAUGGCUUCUGCGGACGGCCGGGGCUUCAGGUAAUUGUCGAGAACCGUAAGGAGGGUCAAGCAGGCUGGGAGUCUAUCCCGAUCCCAAAUUAAUGCGUAGUUGAGUGAGGACAGACUCUAUGUAUACCACUGUACAUUUGUAUUUAAAAUAUUUGAUCAUGAAAGGCUGUAUCAUGACCUUGUAGUGGAGGCAUUCUUGGAAGACGAACAUACCGA
Molecule: messenger RNA, 1825 nt
Organism: Aspergillus nidulans FGSC A4
Lineage: Eukaryota; Fungi; Ascomycota; Eurotiomycetes; Eurotiales; Aspergillaceae
Product: glycosyltransferase family 69 protein
Exons: 1
Coding region: 137-1702 (521 amino acids)
Source: RefSeq, a predicted model, not a curated record